This is a messenger RNA of Sesamum indicum (sesame), 503 nucleotides long. Lineage: Eukaryota; Viridiplantae; Streptophyta; Magnoliopsida; Lamiales; Pedaliaceae. The record is from RefSeq and is a predicted model, not a curated record.
GGAGGUGGUGAACCCAAACUUUAGAAUGCCCGACCUCCCAAAAUAUGAUGGGACCAAGGAUCCACAGGAGCAUGUUGCAAACUUUGACCUGGUAAUGAAUCUUUAUGAACAAUCUGGUACCAUUAAUUCGAAGUUGUUUGUCACUACUUUUACAGGAAAGGCUGAGGAGUGGUUCACGAGUUUGUCCUCCAAUAGCAUAGAGUCACAUGAGCAGCUGGUACAGAAAUUUACAUUCCAUUUCGCAAGCAAAAGGAAACAGAAGAGUUUGAAGAAAGGGUCGUUUGCAUCGGCAUUGGCAAGAGAUCUGCCAACUGAUGUGGAACAGUUGAUGGCGCUGGCACAGAAAUACAUAGAUGAGGAGGAGAUGAAUGCGAUGAAAGAUAGAGAAUGGAGGGGAAAAAUUACAUCUCUAAUCGUCGGGCUUUUUAUGUAAUGUUCGGUUAGACUCCAUACUUCAACAUAUUGUAUUUUACUAUUACAUUUUCAUGUAAUUAAAUAUAGGU